AUGAGGAGUCUACUUUUUCUGGUGCUGAUUUCUAUCUGCUGGGCUGAACCUCACCCUGAUAACUCAACUCUAGAGCAUGAAAGAAUUAUUCACAUUCAAGAAGAAAAUGGACCCCGUCUACUUGUGGUAGCACAACAAACUAAAGUCUUCACACACCGGGGUGGCAAUGUCACACUGCCAUGUAAAUUUUACCAUGAACACACAUCAACAGCUGGCUCAGGAACUCACAAAAUCCGCGUCAAGUGGACCAAACUCACCUCAGAUUACCUCAAAGAAGUGGACGUCUUUGUUGCAAUGGGACAUCACAGAAAGAGCUAUGGAAACUACCAGGGCAGAGUGUUUCUGAAGGAAAGCAGCGAGAAUGAUGCCUCUCUUGUAAUCACAGAUAUCGUGCUAGAGGAUUACGGGAGAUACAAGUGCGAGGUGAUUGAAGGUUUAGAGGAUGAUACAGCAGUGGUGGCUUUGGAUUUAGAAGGUGUGGUCUUCCCGUACUCUCCGCGCCUGGGGCGGUACAACCUGAACUUCCACGAGGCCCAGCAGGCGUGCCGGAGCCAGGACGCCGUCAUCGCCGCCUUCGACCAGCUCUACGAGGCCUGGCGAGCGGGGCUGGACUGGUGCAACGCCGGCUGGCUCAGCGACGGCUCCGUGCAGUACCCCAUCACCAAGCCCCGCGAGCCCUGCGGCGGCAGGAACACCGUGCCGGGGGUCAGGAAUUACGGCUUCUGGGAUAAGGAUAAAAGCAGAUACGACGUUUUCUGUUUCACUUCGAACUUCAAUGGUCGCUUUUACUACCUAAUACACCCAACCAAGCUGACCUAUGACGAAGCUGUUCAGGCUUGCUUGAAGGACGGGGCACAGAUUGCUAAAGUUGGCCAGAUAUUUGCUGCCUGGAAACUGCUAGGAUAUGACCGCUGUGACGCUGGCUGGCUGGCUGACGGCAGCGUCCGCUACCCAAUCUCUAGGCCAAGAAAACGCUGCAGUCCUAAUGAAGCAGCAGUUCGCUUUGUAGGCUUCCCUGACAAAAAGCACAAGCUAUAUGGUGUCUACUGUUUCAGAGCAUACAACUGAAAAUACCUAGAGCACAACAGUUUUAAAUUCAUU
Rhea pennata is the source of this 1101-nucleotide messenger RNA. It is a transcript of the gene HAPLN1, whose product is annotated as hyaluronan and proteoglycan link protein 1. The coding region runs from base 1 to 1068 and encodes 355 amino acids. NCBI's taxonomy places the organism in Eukaryota, Metazoa, Chordata, Aves, Rheiformes, Rheidae. The transcript is spliced from 4 exons. Gene Ontology annotation, molecular function: hyaluronic acid binding. Gene Ontology annotation, biological process: central nervous system development; skeletal system development; positive regulation of neuroblast proliferation. Gene Ontology annotation, cellular component: perineuronal net; synapse. The record is from RefSeq and is a predicted model, not a curated record.